Messenger RNA from Amblyraja radiata (thorny skate), 2197 nucleotides. RefSeq names its product Rh50-like protein (gene rh50). The record is from RefSeq and is a predicted model, not a curated record. The coding region runs from base 26 to 1456 and encodes 476 amino acids. The transcript has a single exon. Gene Ontology annotation, biological process: ammonium transmembrane transport; ammonium homeostasis. Gene Ontology annotation, cellular component: plasma membrane. Gene Ontology annotation, molecular function: ammonium channel activity. Lineage: Eukaryota; Metazoa; Chordata; Chondrichthyes; Rajiformes; Rajidae.
UCUCACGGCGCAGAACCACCUCGGGAUGUCCGCCGUACGCUGCCGGCUGCCCUUCCUCGUCAUUUUCCUGGAGGGGGUGUUACUGGUGCUGAUCGCCCUCUUUGUCACCUACGAUGACCACUCGGACGCCGCCGCCCAGAGCAACGAGACGGAUCACAGCCGCAACCAGCUCUAUGCCAUCUUCCCCGUCUUCCAAGACAUCCAGGUGAUGAUCUUCGUGGGUUUCGGGCUCCUCAUGGGCUUCCUGAAGAAGUACGGCUACGGUGGCAUCGCCUUCAACUUCAUGAUCGCGGUGUUCUCCGUGCAGUGGGCUCUGCUGGUGCAAGGCUGGUUCUACCACUUCCACCACGGCAAGAUCCACAUCGGGGUGUACAACCUGCUGACGGCCGAGACUGUGUGUGCCACCGUCAUGAUCUCCUUCGGGGCGGUGUUGGGCAAAACCAGCCCGGUGCAAAUCCUGGUGCUGGCUCUGCUGGAGGUUCCCAUCUUCACGGCCACCGAGUGGGUCAUCAUCGAGCUGCUGAAGAUCAAGGAUGUCGGCGGCUCCAUCACCAUCCACUUGUUCGCUUGCUACUUUGGACUGAGUGUCACCACGGUGCUGUACAGGCCGGGCCUGAAGGGUGGACACAAGGACGAGGGGCCGGACUACAACUCGGACAAGUUGGCCAUGCUGGGGACUCUCUUGCUCUGGGUCUUCUGGCCCAGUUUCAACUCGGUCUUCGCCUCCACCGGUGACGGCCAGCACCGGGCAGUGCUGCACACCUACAUCGGACUCAGUUCGUGCACCCUCACCACCUUCGCCAUCUCCAGCCUGCUGGACAAGCGGGGCAAGAUCAACAUCGCUCACAUCCAGAACGCGGCGUUGGCCGGCGGGGUGGCGGUGGGCUCGGCAGCGGACAUGAUGGUCACCCCCGCCGGGGCAUUCACUCUGGGCUGCAUCGCCUCCGUCCUGUGCACAUUGGGAUUUAAAUACCUCACCCCGUUCCUGGCCAAGAAGCUGAAGAUCCAGGACGUGUGCGGCAUCAACAACUUACACGGCAUCCCCGGCUUCGUCGGGGCGAUAGCCGGCAUCGCCACCAUCCUGCUGACGGAUGACCAGAGCUACGGACACGGCCUGUACGACACCUUCCCGGAGAGAGUGCCCAAGGAAGGAGACGAGAGGCUGGCCGAGCUGAUCCGGAUCCUACCACGGUUGAAGGCGGGAGGGGGACGAACAGCCUGGGACCAAGCCCAAUAUCAGGCAGCGGCCAUCGGGGUCUGUCUGGGAAUCGCUGUCCUUGGAGGGACAGUCACCGGAUUCAUCUUAAAAUUACCCUUCCUAGCCCAACCCAAAGACGAGUAUUGCUUCAACGAUGACCCUUAUUUCGAGGUGCCAGAAUUGCAUGAGAAAGAAGAAUUUGAAUUUACGAAUAAAAACAACGCGAACAAUAACCAAGGACUUAAACUUCCAAUGUGAUAACAACUCUUUAGGAUGUAUGAGCAUCGGAUGUUGUCUCAACUUCCAAGAGUGGGUGCGAGAGAAAGACCUGCUGUGGUUAGCAUGUCUUGUGCUAAUUGUCCCAAUACUUUUUUACCAGAUAUACUCAUUAAAGAGAAGCCUUUUAACCCGAAUUGAGUUGAAAAUGUUACUGUCUGGGCAUCGCGGAGCGUCCUAUUUUUUUUUAAUAAGUGAUUUGACAAAAAAAAAAACCAAUUCAAGAUUCAAAAACAAAUUCACUCCUCCUCCAAAAUCAUUCACAACUCCCGCGUGUUCUUAUCUGAGCUAUCCACUAAAAACGUUACUCGGGAAUGCGAAUCAGAGAAUGUUUCUCAUACCUGUUGCUUUUUAUUUAGAAAGACAAAAAAAAACCCAAAAUGAUUACUGUGGUUUCCUGCCUACAACAUGCGGCGAAACGAGACCACAAAUUGACAAACGUCUGAGCUAACUCCGACCUGCCUGAGUAGCACGCUAAUCAUUAAUGUCAGUCAGUCUCUGCUACCGACCAGGUCCACUCCCAAUCUGUGCAGAUGAGCCUUGUGUAAGAGUGAGUUUCUAUUUUUCCUUUUUAUACGUCAGUAACUGGUUGCUCUUUAACUUCACGCUGUAAGAUUUUAUCCGGAGACUUCUAAGAUCAGUUAAUAUUAAAAAAAAAAGAAUUUUUAUUUACAAUGCAAUAAGGUAAUGAAUAGUUUUUAAGAAAUUUAAAUAAAAGUUGUU